Messenger RNA from Pseudogymnoascus verrucosus, 1638 nucleotides. RefSeq lists its product as uncharacterized. The record is from RefSeq and is a predicted model, not a curated record. Gene Ontology annotation, molecular function: transmembrane transporter activity. The transcript is spliced from 4 exons. The coding region runs from base 232 to 1482 and encodes 416 amino acids. Lineage: Eukaryota; Fungi; Ascomycota; Leotiomycetes; Thelebolales; Thelebolaceae. Gene Ontology annotation, biological process: transmembrane transport.
CAGGAGGUAUGUAAGCAUUAUUUGCCGUGCUCCAAAGCUUAAAGCUCGCAAAUUUUUGCAAUGUUUAUCAACAAUCAGUAGCGCAAAUUUGUGCGAGCAUAUUUCUUAAAUACCUGGCACGAGAGGUAGAAAGUCUCUUCUCAUUAUUCCUGUAAUUGUUCAUCACUAAUCUGUUCUACUACAAUCAUUUUUUCCCCUCCUUAACACAGAGAUGUCAACCAAACCAUCAUCAUGAACGACCGAAAAGACCUAGGCACAGCCUCAGAAAAUAAUAAUUUAGAUGAUAAACCACUGGAAGCUAAUUUAAAGAGCGAAGGUGAGGCAGUGGUCUCAUCUGAGGCUGUGGAGACGACACCAAAGGAGGAUGAGAUUGCCGACUAUCCACAUGGAACCCGACUUGUCAUUAUCACAAUUGCUCUCUGCUUGUCAGUUCUGUGCUUCUCUCUCGACAACACGAUCAUAGCGACUGCCAUUCCUCGCAUUACGGACGAGUUCCACGCCCUGGAUGAUGUCGGAUGCGUAACAGCGUUCUUUAUUGGGUUCUACUUUCAGUCUCCCGGGAGGACAUCGAAGCCAAAAUUUGGAUGGCGAGCACAAUUGAACCAGUUUGAUGCCUUUGGUACUCUAUUAUUCGUACCAUCAAUAGUUUGCCUGCUACUAGCGCUGCAAUUUGGGGGCUCAAAAUACUAUUGGGCCAAUGCCAAGGUCAUCGCCCUUUUUGUUUUAUUUGGUGUACUCUUUGUCGGAUUUGUCCUGGUCCAACUUUGGAAAGGGGAGAAUGCGACAGUGCAUCCAAGAAUCUUUAAAGUCCGCAACGUGUGGGGUUCUGUUGUUUUCAAUAUCACACUCGGCGCAUCGUUUUUUGUCGUUGUAUACUUUAUCCCAAUUUGGUUCCAGGCAAUUAAAGGCGCCUCCCCUAUUAAAUCAGGCGUUAUGAACAUCCCGAUAGUCCUUGCAGUCAUCAUCUGCACCUUCAUUUCCUGGGGCGGCAUUACCGCCUCUGGCUACUAUGGCCCAUUUUUAUUAUUCCCAUCUGUAGUUUCCUCCGUCGGUGUCGGCCUCCUCACAACUUUCCACGUCGAUAGUGGCCAUGCUUCAUGGAUUGGAUAUCAGGUUCUCUACGGCAUGGGGAUCGGAGCAGGCAUGCAAGUCUGUUUUGUCGUUGUUCAGGUAGCGGUACCGCCCGUUGAUAUUCCUGUUGCAAUGGCGUUGGUUGUCUUUGCACAGACUCUGGGAGGUGCCAUCUUCGUUUCUGUCUCUGAUACCAUCUUCUCAAAUCUGCUGGUGCAGAACUUGGCGGAUGCCGUUCCUGGCCUAUCACCCUAUAUUGUUUCAUCAACAGGCGCAACAGCGCUUAAGAACGUUAUUACUCCUCAGUACUUGCCAGGUGUUCUGGUCGCAUAUAACCACACGAUCACUCAAACGUGGUAUGCGGCUGUAGCACUAGCUGCAGUUUCCAUCAUAGGGGGUUGCGGCUGUUGAUUGGACUAUUUCCCUGAAAGAAAAAAAGGUCGACGCCAUAGCUGGUGCCGCUUAAUACCGGUUUUGAUGUUCAUAGUAUGCAUCUAAUGCAUGUGUGCGACUGAUGGAGGGAUAUUUGAUUGCCCUUAGAGGCUGUCAAUUUGAAUUCUGAACGUG